AUGCCGAUAACGUGCAAAAAAAAUACGGAGACUCUGGAAACCAUACUGUGGUCGACAUAUACCAGCAAUCAUGGCAUAGAAGAGUGGAUAAUAACCUCUUUAACCGGAGCCCUGGUCCUUUUUGCAGAAACUUGGUGCCAUCAACCACCGGGCCAAUACCCGGAACCAGAAAGUAUCAGGGAAUUUUGGAGUGGCAUCUGGCAGGUCCCUCUCAAUCACAAAGUUUCGGCUGAGUGGAUAAAGUGCGAACAAAAGGAGACCGAAAGAAUAAAACUCAUGCUGCCUCAGGUGAUCGUCGUAGAGGACCUAAAGGAAGCCCUGGCGAAAGCUAAAAACUGGAAAGCCCCCGGACCCGUUGGGAUACAGAACUUCUGGUACAAGAAAUUCACCGCUGUCAGGUCCAAACUUGCUGACAUCUUGAGCCUGAUACUGAACAACCCUCAGUCUGCGCCACCCUUUCUGACGAAAGGGAUGACCUACCUUCUCCCAAAGACAGACUACCCAAAUAAAGAUCCCUCCAAAUACAGACCCAUAACGUGCCUGCCCACGAUAUACAAAAUUCUCAAUGGAAUAAUAGCUAACAAACUAUACCAACACAUGGAUGAUAACAAUCUUUUGGCUGAAGAGCAGAAGGGGUGCAGGAGGCAUGCACAGGGCUGUAAGGAACAACUUGCAAUUGACAACGUUGUCACCCGCAACGCAAUAGCUUCCAAGAAGAAUCUCUUUACUGCAUAUAUUGAUUAUCGGAAGGCAUUUGAUAGUGCUCCGCACACUUGGCUGCUACAGUGCCUCUCUGUCUAUAAAGUCGACCCCAAAAUCAUUAACUUUCUCACGCAUGUUAUGGGCCAGUGGGAGACGCAAAUAAUUCAGAGAGACCAGAGGACGCAAGAGAAGCCGAUCAGCAUAAAAAUCCAACGAGCGUUAAACCCACUCUCCUCCGCUCUCAAUAAUCUCAAACAAGGAUAUCCACUUAAUAAAGAACUUAAGCUCUCCCACUUAAUGUACAUGGACGACCUCAAGAUAUUUUCGGACACCGAGAAGGGACUAAAACGGCAGCUCAGAUGCAUCGAGAACUUUUCAAAUGAUAUUCGAAUGAGUUUCGGUCUGGAGAAAUGUAAAGUUAGCAGACUUCAUAGAGGACAGUGGCGUCAGAUGGAUGGCCAUCAGCUUACACAACAUAGUGGUGGUGGAAAAAUAACGACGCUGGAUAAAUUUGAAACCUAUGAAUACCUAGGUCUUGCCCAGGCGCGAGGGAUAGACUCUAAAAGUGUCAAGACGCUGCUCACGGAGAGAUUUAAAGAGAGAGUCAAGCACAUCUUAAAAACAGGAUUGGCAGGCCGUAACAUGGCGACUGCAAUCAAUUCCUACGCCGUCCCUGCAGUGGCGUACAGCUUCGGCAUCGUCGAUUGGACGCCGACAGAGCUUGAUGAUCUGAAUAGAACCUUAAGGACAAAUCUAACUAAAUUCCGCGCUCACCACCCACGAGCUGGCAGAGAGAGGGUACAUCUACCUCGAAACAUCGGAGGCAGGGGUUUCUCGGAUCUGCGAAUAUGCCACAAAACCCAGGUGGAGCGGCUGCAGAAAUACUUCCAUCAAAAAAGUGAGAGCUCAGCGCUCCACCGAGCAGUGACAGGUCUAGAUAGAUCACUUACACCCCUCAUGUUGCAGGCCACACACUAUCAGUGCGACCCUAAGUAUUCAAUUUUCGAGCUUGAGACCCAGUGGCGGGGAAAGGAACUACACGGCAGAUACCCAAACUUGCUUGACAGUGCUGACCUUGACAAGCCCGCAUCAGUUGGCUGGCUAACGAACGGCAACCUUUUCCCCGAGACUGAGGGUUUCAUGUGUGCAAUUCAGGAUCAGGUCAUACCCACUCGGUCUUAUCUUAAACACAUAAUCAAGGACCCGACAGUAACAACAACGAACUGUCGCAUAUGUGGAGAGGGCCAUGAGAAUGUUGAGCACCUCAUCAGUGGUUGUCGGAUGCUGGCCCCGAAGGAGUACACCACAAGACACGACAACGUAUCCAAGAUAGUCCAUCAGGAAAUAGCCUUCAACCUUAAACUUCUAAAAGAGAAGUGUCCAUACUACCGAUACUCACCAGAAUCCGUGCUUGAAAAUGAGGGAUUUAGGAUAUAUUGGGACAGGACUGUUCAGACCGAUCGCACUGUCCAGCAUAACAGGCCAGAUAUUCUUAUUUAUGACAAGGCAAAUAAGAUGGUGACCCUCGUCGACGUUGCAAUUCCCGCACCUAACAACUUGCAGAAGAAAGAACGUGAAAAAAGAGAAAAAUACAUACCGUUAGCGGAUGACAUAAAACAGACAUGGCAUGUCGAUAGGGUUAACAUUGUUCCUAUAGUGAUCGGUGCAAUGGGAGAAAUACCAAAGUCCCUCAGAACCAACCUGACAACACUCACCGUAAAACCAGGCGCCUACUUUGAAAUGCAGAAGUCUGUGGUACUAGCUACCUGCAACAUAAUUAGAAGAGUUCUUAAUCAACCUCAACUUCAAUAG
Messenger RNA from Cylas formicarius (sweet potato weevil), 2514 nucleotides. RefSeq lists its product as uncharacterized. The transcript is spliced from 3 exons. The record is from RefSeq and is a predicted model, not a curated record. Bases 1 to 2514 code for a protein of 837 amino acids. Lineage: Eukaryota; Metazoa; Arthropoda; Insecta; Coleoptera; Brentidae.